Molecule: messenger RNA, 3216 nt
Organism: Pyrus x bretschneideri (Chinese white pear)
Lineage: Eukaryota; Viridiplantae; Streptophyta; Magnoliopsida; Rosales; Rosaceae
Product: importin subunit beta-1-like
Exons: 3
Coding region: 293-2890 (865 amino acids)
Biological process (GO): protein import into nucleus
Cellular component (GO): cytoplasm; nucleus
Molecular function (GO): nuclear import signal receptor activity; small GTPase binding
Source: RefSeq, a predicted model, not a curated record
GCUCGGGCAGGCACAAGACCCCUGCCCAGGUGACCCUUCUUCCCUCCCUCCCGCUUCUUCCACCCAUUCGAAAUAAACAACCAUUUGUAUAAAUCGCCGAUUAGUUCAUCUUCCUCCGCACUCUCUCUCCUCCCUCUCUCUUUCUUCUCUGUGUGCUUUGCCUUCUCACGGCGCAAACGUACAGAGAAGGGAAGUCGUCCUCGCUUCUCGCUCUACUUGUUCGUCGAGUGGGGUUUUAGAGCGAGCUCGCCGCUGCUGCUACUCAAUCGGCUACCGCACGUGUAGGAACGAAAUGGCUGUGGAGAUUACUCAGUUUCUAUUGGCAGCUCAAUCAGCCGAUGCAAGGGUUCGUACUGAAGCAGAGGCUAAUAUUAGGCAAUUCCAAGAGCAAAACCUUCCUGCUUUUCUUCUGUCAUUGUCCGUUGAGCUUGCAAACAAUGAGAAACCCACUGAAUCCCGUACGUUGGCUGGUCUUGUGCUUAAGAAUUUAUUAGAUGCCAAAGAUGCUGGUACAAAAGAACUUCUUACUCGACAAUGGAUUGCUAUAGAUAUUUCUAUUGUAUCCCAAAUUAAGGACUUGCUCUUAAGGACACUUGGGUCAUCUGUCCCGGAAGCAAGACACACAUCUGCCCAAGUUAUUGCAAAAAUUGCAUCUAUUGAUAUUCCUAGGAAACAAUGGCCUGACCUAAUCGGGUCUUUGCUCAACAAUAUGACUCAGCGAGAUAGUGCAGCUGGUUUGAAGCAGUCAACCUUGGAAGCACUUGGUUAUGUAUGUGAGGAGAUAUCUCAUCAAGAUCUUGAGCAAGGCGAGGUGAACAAUGUUCUUACUGCUGUAGUCCAGGGAAUGAACCUUGCUGAAAAUAGCCCUGAAGUUCGUCUGGCUGCAACAAGGGCUUUAUAUAAUGCCCUGGAGUUUGCACAAACCAACUUUGACACUCAGAUGGAAAGGGAUUUCAUCAUGAAGAUGGUCUGCGAGACGGCCUUGUCUAAGGAGGUUCAAAUUAGGCAGGCUGCUUUUGAGUGUCUCGCUUCAAUUGCUUCUAGAUAUUAUGAGGUGCUUGGGCCUUACAUGCAGGCUUUCUUUGAGCUUACAUCAAAUGCUGUAAAAGGGGAUGAAGAGACGGUUGCCCUUCAAGCAAUUGAGUUUUGGAGCUCCAUUUGUGAUGAAGAAAUAGAGCUUCAAGAAUUUGAGAUCUCUGACACUGGGGACUCUCAUUCAAAAUUUAUAGAAAAAGCUUUGUCAUCUUUAGUUCCAAUGUUGCUAGAAACUUUGCUGAAACAGGAAGAAAAUCAAGACCAAGAUGACAACAUUUGGAAUGUUGCGAUGGCUGGUGGGACGUGCCUACAACUUGUUUCAAGGACUGUUGGAGAUGCCAUUCUGCCCCUUGUGAUGCCAUUUGUGGAGGCUAACAUAGUGAAGCCAGAUUGGCACUGUCGUGAGGCAGCUACAUUUGCAUUUGGCUCAGUGCUUGAAGGCCCAAGCACAGAGAAGCUAUCUGUUCUGGUCCAUUCAGGUUUGGAUUUUAUGCUUAGGUUAAUGAAAGAUGAAAAUAACCAUGUCAAAGACACUACUGCCUGGACUCUUAGUCGUAUAUUCGAGUUUUUGCACGGUCCUGAUAGUACUGUGAUUUCUUCUGCUAACCUUCCAAAGGUGGUGGAAAUAUUGGUGGAAGGCACUAAGGAUGCCCCAAAUGUUGCAGAGAAGGUUUGUUGGGCCAUCUAUCACCUUUCUCAGGGGUAUGAGGAAACCUGCUCCUCUCUCUUUACUCCGUAUGUCCCGGGCAUCAUUGAAUGUCUUAUUUCCACUGCUAGUCGUACAGAUGGUGAUGAUUCUAGAUUGAGGUGUUCUGCUUAUGAAUCGUUGAAUGCGGUUGUGAGGUGUUCUAAUAUUAAAGAAACGUCACAAAUUAUAGCACAACUACUUGUUGUUAUUAUGAAUAAGUUGGGCCAGACUUUAGAACUUUCGAUUGUAUCGUCAGAUGACCAGGAAAAGCAAGGAGACUUGCAAGCUUCUUUUUGUGGUGUUCUACAGGUUAUUAUUCAGAAGCUUACCAGUGAUGAUGAGAGUAAGCGUUUUAUAUUGGAAGCAGCUGAUCAGAUAAUGCUUCUGUUUCUUAGAGUGUUUGCCUGUCGUAGUUCUACAGUACAUGAGGAAGCAAUGCUUGCUAUUGGUGCACUGGCUUAUGCAACUGGGCCUGGGUUUGAGAAGUACCUUCCUGAAUUGUACAAGUAUUUGGAGAUGGGGUUGCAGAAUUUUGGGGAGUUUCAAGUAUGUGCUAUCACAGUUGGGGUGGUUGGUGACAUUUUCCGUGCAUUGGAUGAGAAGGCAUUACCGUACUGUGACGGGAUUAUGAGUCACCUGAUGAAGGACUUGUCAAGUGAAGCGCUCCACCGGUCUGUCAAGCCUCCCAUAUUCUCUGUCUUUGGCGACAUAGGUCUCGCAAUUGGAGAACAUUUUGAGAAGUAUGUCCCUUAUGCAGUGCAGAUGAUGCAGGGAGCUUCGGAGCUUUGUGCUCGGAUGGACGCUAGUGAUGAGGAGUUAAUGGAAUACGGAAACCAGCUAAAAUGUAGCAUCUUUGAAGCUUAUUCUGGUAUACUUCAGGGCUUUAAGGAUUCAAAGCCUGAGGUCAUGUUGCCAUAUGCCCAACAUCUCCUGCAGUUUAUUGAAUUGGUUUUAAGGGACGUAAACAGGGAUGCCAAUGUCACAAAAGCUGCAGUUUCUGCGCUGGGUGACCUUGUUGAUGUGCUUGGCCUAACCAUCAAGCCACUGUUUGGGGAUUUUGCAUUCUUUGAGGGAAUUUUGCAAGAGUGUCUUCAAACCGAUGACGAAAGUCUAAGUGAAACAACAGCUUGGGCUUAUGCGAUUAUGAGGCGCAUUAUGAAUCAAUGAGAAGCGACUGGUUCAUUUGUGAGUAAUUGAUAAUUUCUGUCUAAUAGCGGUAUUCGUUGAGGUCUAAAGAUAGGCGUCAUGGAAGUUAGAAACUUGUUUUCGUCGAUUUUGCAUUAUGGACACAUCUCUCUACUUUUCGGUUUUUGGCUCUUUGAACAUCCUCACUUUAUUGAGGCUACAGUUAAGGUGUCCCUUCUUUUGUUUUGGAUUUGGUUGCAUUUUGAGCCAAUAGUUUUCAUCAAAUCCAGUGUUUAAUAAACUUAAAAGAGAGUUGAGAUAAUCUUUGUAAUAUGUAUCUCUGUAUGAAACAAGUGUUACAAUGUUGA